AUGAAUUCAUCUGCGUCCAUCCCUGGCGACCCAGUUACUGUGAGUCUCAAAGAACUCGAAGAAGGCUCUGUUUCAUUUGAAACAUUAACUGAAGCCUUUGGCCCCUCAUCUCUCGGCAUCAUCAUCGUAAAAGACCUCCCCGCCCGCUUUAAAGAACUGCGCGCUGAAGCCUUGUCAAAUGCUUCUUAUGUAGCGACGCUUCCGCAAGAGGAGCUGGACGCCCUCUCGAGCCCGGCAUCCAAAUACCUCGUGGGCUGGUCCUGUGGCAAAGAAACCCUCCGCUCUGGCCGCUUCGAUACACUCAAGGGCUCCUACUAUAUAAAUUGUGCCUUCUACCAGGACCCAUCUUUGCAAAAUGCGCCGGCGGAUGACUUCCCCGAUUUCCCGCAGUACACGGCCCCCAAUAUCUGGCCGGAUCAGCGACGUCUGCCCACCUUCCGCAGUAGCAUUGAGCAACUGUGUGCGUUGGUCAUUGACACGGCGGCAUUGGUAGCGCGCGCCUGUGAUCGAUAUGCGCUGGCUAAUAUUGACGGGUAUAAACGGGGGUAUUUGGAGCAUGUUGUCAAGACAAGUUUGACGACUAAGGCGAGACUAUUGCAUUAUUUUCCUGUGGUGGACCAGGGGAAUAGUAAAGGGGAAAAGAGCAAUAACGAUAAGGAGGAAGAUGAAGACGAUUGGUGUGCCACGCAUAUUGAUCAUAGCUGUCUUACUGGACUCACCUCUGCCAUGUUCGUUGAUGAAGAGGCACAUCCACCCUCAUCCUUCGUAUCGAGCAAUGGUCGCGACAUCAGGAGUAUCCCCGAAUUGCCCAAAUCCCCGGAUCCAAAGGCGGGGUUGUAUAUCCGCUCACGCACGGGACAAGUUGUCAAGGUCAACAUCCCAAAGGAUUGUCUGGCGUUUCAGACCGGGGAGGCGUUGGAGCUGAUUACCAAAGGAAAAUUCCGGGCAGUGCCACAUUUCGUCAAAGGGGGAGACAAGAAUGUGAAAGGGAAGGUUGCAAGGAAUACCUUGGCAGUGUUUACGCAACCGAAUUUAGGAGACGAGGUGCAGGAAGGGAAGACGUUUGCGGACUUUGCGAGGGAAGUGGUGGAGAGGAAUCAUUAG
Paracoccidioides brasiliensis Pb18 is the source of this 1104-nucleotide messenger RNA. RefSeq lists its product as uncharacterized. Bases 1 to 1104 code for a protein of 367 amino acids. The transcript is spliced from 3 exons. The record is from RefSeq and is a predicted model, not a curated record.